Mycena indigotica is the source of this 546-nucleotide messenger RNA. Its product is annotated as Protein YOP1. The record is from RefSeq and is a predicted model, not a curated record. The transcript is spliced from 3 exons. Lineage: Eukaryota; Fungi; Basidiomycota; Agaricomycetes; Agaricales; Mycenaceae. Bases 1 to 546 code for a protein of 181 amino acids.
AUGUCCGCCGCCCAAAAAGUACAGCAGCACCCUGUUUAUCUCCAGGCCCAGAGCAAGGCGUCAUACUACGUCAACCAGCUCGACAAGGAGCUCACCAAGUACCCCUUCCUCAACAACUUCGAGCAGCGUACGCAGGUUCCCAAAACCUACGCUGUUAUUGGCGGCGCCAGCCUUCUCGUCCUUCUUCACCUUAUCAACCCUCUCGCCGCCCUUAUCUCCAACAUUGUCGGCUGGGGCCUCCCUGCUUACCUCUCAUUCAAGGCCAUUGAGACGCCUGCCCCCCAGGACGACAUCCAGUGGCUCACAUAUUGGGUCGUUUUCGGUUUCUUCAAUCUCCUUGAGGGACUCGGUCUCCGUGUCCUGCUCUACUACCUUCCCUGGUACUGGUCAUUCAAGACUAUCUUCAUUCUCUGGCUCCAGCUGCCUGCUUUCCGCGGUGCUCAAACGACCUACGUCGCGGUCCUCAAGCCAAUCCUCUCCAGCGCUUCCGCCCGUGCCGUCGCUACCUCCACGACCGACACCGCCAAUGCUGCGCUCCACGAUUGA